Messenger RNA from Centruroides sculpturatus (bark scorpion), 994 nucleotides. RefSeq names its product heat shock protein beta-1-like. The record is from RefSeq and is a predicted model, not a curated record. Gene Ontology annotation, biological process: protein refolding; response to heat. NCBI's taxonomy places the organism in Eukaryota, Metazoa, Arthropoda, Arachnida, Scorpiones, Buthidae. The transcript has 4 exons. Bases 155 to 736 code for a protein of 193 amino acids. Gene Ontology annotation, molecular function: protein folding chaperone.
AAUGAUGCUAAUUGCGCGUGCGCUUUCGCAGUUUGUUAGUAAGAGUUGCUUGGUGUGUCGGUGUUAUCACGUAUUUGUGGAAUUAAAGACCUCGUAAAGCGUUUGUAACAAGAAGAAUUCGACUUUUGCGAAUGCAAUUCUGCAAUUGAAUUUGAUGGCCCCAGAGAGAAGAUUACCAAUUCUGAAAACAGAUUUUAGUGUUUUGGAUCAAGAAUUUAGUUCUAUUCGAGAAAGAUUCGAUAACGAGAUGAGAAGGAUGGAAGACGAGAUGAAUCGAUUCCGUUCGCAAAUGUUAAGUCGUGAACACGAAUUCUUUGGUAUGAAGUCUCAAAAGCAAGAGGAAGCCACCAUCACUCAGUCGUCAUCCGUGAGCGGUGAAACAACUCAUAGAUCAGAAGUUCGAGCAUGGUUAGACGGAAUGAAUUCACCUCUUAUUCAAGAUAGUACAAGUGGGAAAAUAUUAAAACUUCGCUUCGAUGUUAGUGAAUAUCAACCCGAAGAAAUCAUGGUCAAGACUGUGGAUAACAGACUACAGGUUCAAGCGAAACACGAAGAGAAAACAGACAGCAAGUCAGUUUAUCGAGAGUACAAUAGGGAAUUUCUUCUUCCAAAAGGAACCGAUCCAGAACAGAUAAAGUCAGCAUUAUCCAAAGAUGGAGUCUUGACAAUCGAAGCUCCUCUGCCAGGACCUUUAGAACUUACCAAAGAGCACACUAUUGCUAUCGAAAAAGAGUAAACAGAAUUUGGCUACGUUAUUCUAGAAUUAGUCACUUCUUCUUUCUGUAUGUGGUAAUAAGGGUUUUUGCCUUAUUUCCUUCCUUUCACAUGUUUCUAUAGCCUUGACUAUUGCACGCGUGUGCUGUAUCUCGAUACAAACCAAAUAUUUUGUGAUAUAUAUUUUUGAUUGUACGUCUUCAUAGUAAACAGAAUCUGCUGGUAAAUAUUUUGCGAUUUUAUAUUUAUUCGAUAAAUAAACAUAUAUGGGAAAUUAAUA